Molecule: messenger RNA, 726 nt
Organism: Quercus lobata
Lineage: Eukaryota; Viridiplantae; Streptophyta; Magnoliopsida; Fagales; Fagaceae
Exons: 1
Coding region: 1-726 (241 amino acids)
Molecular function (GO): nucleic acid binding; RNA-DNA hybrid ribonuclease activity
Source: RefSeq, a predicted model, not a curated record
AUGGGAUCUUGCUCCAAUUUUCUGGAAGUUCUGGAACGUGCGGCAACGGAAAAACCGUCAUUGGACCUGUUUGCUAUGAUAUUAGCGGAAAUCUGGCAGCGCCGAAACAGAGCUCGUGUGGGAGAGCCUACUGUAUCGGUUUGCCAGGUUGCUUUUAAGGCCACUUAUGCGCUUCAAGAAUUCCAGCAGCUCCGCCCCAUUCAUGCUGUGAUACCAAGAACAGCCCGUGCAGUAAAAUGGAGGCCUCCCUCUGCGCCAUGUGUGAAGGCGAACUUCGACGGUGCUAUCUUCUCCCAAGAUGGACUAGCUGGCGCCGGCGUGAUAAUCCGAAAUGAGCAAGGAUUGGUUAUGGCUGCUUUAUCACAACAAAUUCCAUCACCUGCUUCGGUGGAGAUGGUGGAGGUGUUAGCGGCUCGUCGGGCUCUGGUUUUUGCUAAGGAACUUGGGUUUGACAAGAUGAUCUUGGAGGGUGACUCUGAGAUAGUUAUCAAGGCUAUUCUUGGUGACAAUAUGGACUGCUCUUAUAUGGGUCAUGUACUGCAGGAUAUUAAGUUCUUGUUUUCUAGUUUUUCUUUUAUUUCAGUCAAGCAUAUUCAUAGGGAAGGGAAUUGUGUUGCCCACAAACUUGCUAGACGGGCUAUUAGAGAUCCUUUUCUUGUCUGGAUGGAGGCUGUUCCUCCAGAUAUUUUUGAUGUUUAUCAACUUGAUCUUUUGAGGAUGCAUUAA